CAUACCAUCGGGGUCCAAAAAAAUAUGAGAAGUAUCAGGGGCCAAAGUAGAAUUUCCGGAAAAGGCCGUAUCUGCUUCUGGUUCUCAAGAGGCAAAUCUCUGAAACUGAAGGAGGAAAAGAUCGGUGAAAAUUUGAAGAGUCGUUUAUGGAAGAAGACGCAGAGGAGGACGAAAAUGACGACGUUUCGCAUGGUCUAGAACGAGAAAUCUAGACGCAGAGAAACAACCAACCAAACAAACCCUAAGAUAGAGAGAGAAACCUAGACAGAGAAAGAGAGUGGGAGAAUGGGGAAGGGGCCGUUCUCGUUUCGCCGGACCUCCAGUCGCCGCCGCCUCAAGAAGGCGCCAGAGGGCCCCUCUCCCCCGGCGCCUCCGCCUCCGAUGAUGAUCGAGGCAUCCUUGUCGCCCAAUAAUCAGACCGCGAACACCUCGAUCGCCGCCGCGUCUGGCGGUGGUGGUGGAGCAGGGGGAAAGGCGAAAAAGAAGACCGGUGGAGCAAGGUUGUGGAUGCGGUUCGACCGGUGCGGGCAGUCGGAGUUGCUGGAAUGUGAUAAGAGCACGAUCAUCAGGCGGGCGGCGAUUCCGGCAAGGGAUUUGAGAAUUCUCGGCCCUGUCUUCUCUCAUUCCUCUAAUAUUCUUGCUAGGGAAAAGGCCAUGGUUGUCAAUCUAGAGUUCAUAAAGGCUAUAGUUACAGCUGAAGAAGUGUUGUUGCUAGAUCCUCUUCGACAGGAGGUUCUUCCAUUUGUGGAUCAGCUAAGACAACAACUUCCUCAUAAAAGCCCAUUUAGAAUGCAUGGGGCAAGCCCUCUGGAUACACAAGAGAAUGAAAUGCAGUUUUCGACAGGUGGUCGUUGGUUACCUGUUCCUGACUCUGAAGGGUUGCAGAAUGAGCUUCCCUUUGAGUUUCAGGUUCUGGAGAUUGCAUUAGAGGUUGUCUGUACAUAUCUUGACACCAAUGUGGCAGAACUGGAGAGAGAUGCUUACCCUGUCCUGGAUGAGCUGGCCAGGAACGUUAGCACCAAGAAUCUUGAACAUGUCCGGAGUUUAAAAAGCAAUCUUACACGUCUUCUCGCCCGAGUGCAAAAGGUGAGGGAUGAACUUGAACACCUUUUAGAUGACAAUGAGGACAUGGCAGAUUUAUACUUAACAAGGAAGUGGAUCCAGAAUCAGCAAAAUGAGGCUUUGUUGGGAGCUGCAGUAUCCAAUAGUCUCAUCACUCCGGCACCCUAUCUUCCAAGACUCAGUUCUCACAGGAGUGUGAGUUUGGCAACUAGCAACUUUGUGGAUGAUGAUGAUGUGGAGGAUCUGGAGAUGUUGCUUGAGGCAUACUUCAUGCAGCUGGACGGGACUCGUAACAAGAUAUUGUCUGUUCGGGAGUAUAUUGAUGACACAGAAGACUAUGUUAACAUCCAACUGGACAACCAGCGAAACGAACUCAUUCAACUCCAAUUGACCUUGACCAUUGCAUCAUUUGCUAUAGCCGUUGAAACUCUGAUUGCUGGAUUAUUUGGUAUGAACAUCCCUUGUCCAUUAUACGAAAUGCAUGGGGUCUUCAACCCCUUCGUUGGAUGUGUCACAGCUGGUUGUAUAUUGCUAUUCCUGCUUGUUCUCGGGUACGCCAGAUGGAAGAAGCUGCUGGGUUCAUGAUCCACUGCUGGUGCCCCCGGGUUUCUUAUAUUUACAGAAAUUGGUAAGUAAUAUUUUUGCCAGCUCAAGUUAAAAUCCUUGAGUUUACACUAUAUUGGAAGUGUUCUGUGAAGUUUAUUGCAAGCGAAAUGGCAAUUAAAACUCUCUCUGCCAUUGUAAUUCUCCCUCGUGGUUCUGAAAUGUAGUUGCUAAUCCUGGAUAAGGACUUUGUCA
Messenger RNA from Vitis vinifera (wine grape), 1860 nucleotides. Its product is annotated as magnesium transporter MRS2-4. The record is from RefSeq and is a predicted model, not a curated record. Gene Ontology annotation, cellular component: membrane. The transcript is spliced from 4 exons. NCBI's taxonomy places the organism in Eukaryota, Viridiplantae, Streptophyta, Magnoliopsida, Vitales, Vitaceae. Gene Ontology annotation, biological process: magnesium ion transport; transmembrane transport. Bases 286 to 1647 code for a protein of 453 amino acids. Gene Ontology annotation, molecular function: magnesium ion transmembrane transporter activity.